This is a messenger RNA of Galeopterus variegatus (Sunda flying lemur), 924 nucleotides long. RefSeq names its product olfactory receptor 5AC1-like. Gene Ontology annotation, molecular function: G protein-coupled receptor activity; olfactory receptor activity; odorant binding. The record is from RefSeq and is a predicted model, not a curated record. Bases 1 to 924 code for a protein of 307 amino acids. Gene Ontology annotation, biological process: G protein-coupled receptor signaling pathway; sensory perception of smell. NCBI's taxonomy places the organism in Eukaryota, Metazoa, Chordata, Mammalia, Dermoptera, Cynocephalidae. Gene Ontology annotation, cellular component: membrane. The transcript has a single exon.
AUGAUAGACACAAACAAGACACAGGUGAUGGAGUUUGUCCUCACAGGACUAACAGAUCAUCCAGAGCUGCAGCUGCCCCUGUUCCUGGUGUUCUUCGUGGUCUACCUCAUCACCAUGGUGGGCAACCUUGGACUGAUUGCUGUCAUCUGGAGGGACCCUCACCUUCACACCCCCAUGUACUUGUUCCUUGGCAGUUUAGCCUUUGCAGAUGCUUGUUCUUCAUCCUCUGUGACCCCCAAGAUGCUUGUAAAUUUUUUAUCUAAGAAUCAUAUGAUAUCUCUGACUGAGUGCAUCACCCAAUUUUAUAUUUUUGCUUCUAGUGCAAACACAGAAUGCUUCCUUCUGGUAGCAAUGGCCUAUGACCGCUAUGUAGCCAUAUGUAACCCCUUGCUUUAUCCAGUAGUGAUGUCCAAUAUCUUUUGCAUUCAAUUAUUGGUUGUUUCAUAUAUUAUUGGGUUUCUUCAUCCCAUGAUGCAUGUGGGUUUGUUAUUUAGAUUAACUUUUUGCAAGUCCAAUGUAAUACAUUAUUUCUACUGUGAAAUUUUACAACUAUUUAAGAUUUCCUGUACUGAUCCUGGAGUUAAUAUGCUCUUGAUUUUUGUAUUUUCAGUCUUCAUACAGUCUUUCACUUUUAUGACUAUCAUCAUCUCUUACUCCUAUGUCCUCUUUGCCAUCCUGAAAAAGAAGUCUGAGAAUGGCAGAAACAAAGCCUUCUCCACGUGCAGUGCCCAUCUGCUCUCUGUCUCCUUAUUCUAUGGAACGCUAUUCUUCAUGUAUGUGUGUUCUGGGUCUGGACCAGCUGAAAAUCAGGACAAAAUGUAUUCUUUAUUUUACACAGUAAUAAUUCCCCUGCUAAAUCCUUUUAUUUACAGCCUGAGGAACAAAGAGGUCAGAUCUGCGUUGAGGAGAAUAAUAAAUAAAUAA